AUGCCUAAUGCCCAGGAAAUUAGCGCCAAGCCUUGCGAUAAAGGGUUUCCGUUAGAUGUCCUGAGGGAUGUCGAAAUCCCGAAAUUAUUCAAAGAUGAGGGAUUUAGCUUUGGUGUGGAGAAAAUUGGCUUUGAAUUGAUGGAGGAGGGAUGGAAUUUGAAGAAAGGCCUCUAUGCACCUAAUCAUGAAGCCGUCCAAGCACGAGCUGCUACCCUUCGUGCAUGGCUCUACCAGCUUGAAGCACAAUACGUCGUAUUAGUGACACAUGGAGCAUUCCUUCAUUAUUUGACUGAGGAUGGGACAGUUGAGGACUUGAAGAACGGUACUGCUUACAACAACUGCGAAUUCCGGACAUUCAUAAUCACGAAAGAAUCGACGGCGGAAAAUGCUCAUAUUGUUGAGAUUGGAAAGGAGAAGCAUGAUAUCGAGACUGACAGUACUAUUCUUGCGGAACUAGACGCUGUUAGGUAA
Messenger RNA from Sclerotinia sclerotiorum 1980 UF-70, 471 nucleotides. RefSeq lists its product as hypothetical. NCBI's taxonomy places the organism in Eukaryota, Fungi, Ascomycota, Leotiomycetes, Helotiales, Sclerotiniaceae. The record is from RefSeq and is a predicted model, not a curated record. The transcript has 3 exons. Bases 1 to 471 code for a protein of 156 amino acids.